Molecule: messenger RNA, 1163 nt
Organism: Culicoides brevitarsis
Lineage: Eukaryota; Metazoa; Arthropoda; Insecta; Diptera; Ceratopogonidae
Product: trypsin alpha-3-like
Exons: 2
Coding region: 40-939 (299 amino acids)
Biological process (GO): proteolysis
Molecular function (GO): serine-type endopeptidase activity
Source: RefSeq, a predicted model, not a curated record
UGAAACUAACACUAUCGAUAAAUUUCACAAGGCCCGAAAAUGAGUCAUACAAUUUUUCUGUUAGUCUUAAUUUACGCAACUUUUGCUUCUGCAUCUUUAUUGCUGCAAUUACCAAAAGAAACAAAUUUCAUUCCCGAUUUACGGAUCGUUGGCGGUCGUCCAGCGAAUCAAUCAGAUACGAAACAUCAAGUUUCAUUACGUCUCAAGUCCAGAGAAGUCUUGAAUGGUUUCGGAUAUGGACAUAUUUGUGGAGGAUCCCUUAUUGCUCCGGAUUUGGUUCUUACAGCAGCACAUUGCAUGUACAAGGAUAAAAGUAAUACAUUGCGAAGAGCAUCAGAGUUUCAUGUCGUAAUGGGAACAAUGAAUGUCACAGUGAAAACUAGCGACACGUUGGUUUAUACAGUGAAGAAAUUCGUUGUUCACAAGAGAUAUAGUUCGAAAACAGUGCAAAACGAUAUUGCAUUGAUAAAAUUGAGUGAAGCAGUGUCUGUGAAUCAUACAAAAGUGCAGCCAAUUCAGAUGAUUAAACGAGAGAUUACUGCAGGAACCAAAUGUCAGAUUACGGGAUGGGGAGCAAUGAAAAAUGAAGGUUCUGGCGUCUUCUAUCUCCAAACCGCCGACAUUCAAAUCCAAGACAUAACAAAAUGCAAUUCCUCAUCAUCCUACAAUGGACUUCUAAAACCCGGAAUGCUUUGUGCCGGCUACUUCCAAGGCGGCACUGACUCAUGUCAAGGAGAUUCUGGCGGCCCAUUAGUUUGUAAUGGCGAACUAACUGGCGUCAUAUCAUGGGGCUUCAAAUGUGCCCUGCCAAACUUCCCUGGCAUCUACAGUGACAUUUACUACUUCCGUGAUUGGAUCGAAACCAACUCCGGCAUCACAAUGUCAAUUAACUCAAUGCUGAUAAUGACAAUUGCCUUUAUCAUGACACUACUUAUCUAAUUAUUUUCAUCACCGAGUAAACAAAAGUUGGUACUUACAAAUAAAGGUACGCAGAUAUUCCCAUGCCGCUGGUGUACGUUGUUGUUGUUGAUGCGAAUGCUGCUCGUGCACCUUCGAUUGGUACUCACCUAGAAUUAGAAUAAAAUACCAAAAUUAAUCAGUCUCUUUGAUGACGUGAAUACAGGAAUUGCCUUAAAGCUAAUAAAUCAUUUAUAAGUCCUUAA